Molecule: messenger RNA, 564 nt
Organism: Phytophthora sojae
Lineage: Eukaryota; Oomycota; Peronosporomycetes; Peronosporales; Peronosporaceae
Exons: 2
Source: RefSeq, a predicted model, not a curated record
AUGGGAGGUCCUGGCAGCGGUCAACAGCUCCCACUUGAAGAAGUGACCCUCCGAGUUAGUGUGGAUUUCUUCAUGGAGAUGACGAGCUUCCAGCAGCAACUCGGAGACAGUGACCACCCGUGUCUGUGCUUAUUCAACCUGCACCACAUCAACACGCUACUGGAGCGAUCGCUCAUAUCCUCGGCAAGUAUCUCGACUCGUAAACAAUCCGACUCAAGCCCACGCGCUCCAGCGGCUGAAGGCACAACGCUGGUGAUGCUGGGGAAGGCGCAUCAGAGCUGGCUGAGCGAGCUGCAGAGCGUGUUCCUGUCGAAUUGUCCCGCGGAAGCCCCCGCUCCCAGUACGCAUGGUGGCCCAAAGUACUUCAGCGUCGCGAUCCGGAGCAGCAACGACACCAAUCUGCCGAUCUCAGUCGAGGCGCUGCAUUGCUUGGUCCAGUUGGCCGAGCAUCACGUGCACGCUCCUCUUCUUCAGCCGCGCUUGAUGCAGCUGCACGGACUGCUGAACGAAUACAUCACGGCAGCUAGUGGAGUCUCCCGUCGCGCGUCCGAACAGGCCCGCGCA